Molecule: messenger RNA, 522 nt
Organism: Closterium sp. Naga37s-1
Lineage: Eukaryota; Viridiplantae; Streptophyta; Zygnematophyceae; Desmidiales; Closteriaceae
Source: the annotation of a GenBank genome assembly
AUGCUUGUCGCGACACCCCCGGGGCUUCGCCCCUGCUCGUCGCCGCGCCCCCUGGGCGCCGUCCCUGCUCGUCGCGACGUCCCCGGGGCGUCGCCCCUGCUCGUCGCGGCGCCCCCUGGGCGCCGUCCCUGCUCGCCGCGACGCCCCCGGGGCGUCGCCCCUGCUCGUCGCGGCGCCCCCGGGGCGUCGCCCCUGCUCGUCGCGGCGCCCCCUGGGCGCCUUCCCUGCUCGUCGCGGCGCCCCCGGGGCGCCUUCCCUGCUCGUCGCGGCGCCCCCGGGGCGUCGCCCCUGCUCGUCGUGGCGCCCCCUGGGCGCCGUCCCUGCUUAUCACGGCGCCCCCGGGGCGUCGCCCCUGCUCGUCGCGGCGCCCCCUGGGCGCCGUCCCUGCUCGUCGUGGCGCCCUCGGGGCGUCACCCUGCUCAUCGCGGCGCCCCCCUGCAGCAGCUGCCUCGGAGCCCCGCCCUGCAGCAGCUGCCGCGGAGCCCCCUGCCGCUGUCGCGGCCCCGCCCUGCAGCUGUAUAG